Microthlaspi erraticum is the source of this 2394-nucleotide messenger RNA. The record is from the annotation of a GenBank genome assembly. Lineage: Eukaryota; Viridiplantae; Streptophyta; Magnoliopsida; Brassicales; Brassicaceae.
AUGGCUUAUGAUGAAGCAUGUGGUGAAAGGCCAAGACUACUUGUGGUGGCAAACCGGCUUCCGGUUUCUGCAAAGAGGACCGGAGAAAAUUCUUGGUCUCUGGAAAUGAGUCCUGGUGGUUUAGUCAGUGGUCUUCUAGGUGUGGCAGCUCAAUUUGAUACCAAAUGGGUUGGAUGGCCUGGAGUUGAUGUUUAUGAUGAAGUUGAGAAAAGAGCACUCUCUAAAGCUCUAGCUGAGAUGAAGUGCAUCCCUGUGUUCCUUAAUGAGGUUUUUGAUCAAUACUACAAUGGUUAUUGCAAUGGUAUUUUGUGGCCAAUUCUUCAUCACAUGGGACUUCCACAAGAAGAUGAUAAUGACACAAACAAAACUUUCCAAACACAAUAUGAUGCAUACAAGAGAGCAAAUCGAAUGUUUCUUGAUGUCAUAAUAGAUAACUAUGAAGAAGGAGAUAUUGUUUGGUGCCAUGAUUAUCAUCUCAUGUUUCUUCCUCAAUAUCUUAAAGAAUAUAACAAUAAGAUCAAAGUUGGAUGGUUUCUCCAUUCACCAUUUCCUUCCUCCGAGGUCUACAAAACAUUGCCCUCGCGAUCAGAGCUUCUUCGUUCGGUUCUUACAUCUGAUUUACUUGGUUUCCACACGUAUGAUUUCGCAAGACAUUUUGUGAGUACAUGCACGCGAAUUCUUGGAGUUGAAGGAACACAGGAAGGAGUUGUGGAUCAUGGCAGAGUCACUCGAGUAGCUGUUUUCCCUCUUGGAAUAGAUCCUGAUCGGUUUAUAAGAACAUGUAAGCUCCCUGAAGUCAGACAGCAAAUGAAUGAGCUUAAAGAGAGAUUUGCUGGCAAAAAGGUGAUAUUAGGUGUUGAUCGUCUUGAUAUGAUCAAAGGGAUUCCACAGAAGUUUCUUGGAUUUGAGAAAUUUUUAGAAGAAAAUCCGAAUUGGCGCGAUAAAGUUGUGCUAGUGCAAAUUGCUGUGCCAACAAGGAAUGGUGUCCCCGAAUAUCGAAAGCUCAAAAACCAAGCUCAUGGACUCGUUGGACGCAUUAACGGUCGCUUUGGUUCUGUCACUUCCCUUCCAAUUCAUCACCUGGAUUGUUCUGUUGACUUUAAUUACUUAUGUGCACUUUACGCGAUUGCAGAUGUCAUGCUUGUAACAUCUUUGAGAGAUGGCAUGAAUCUUGUUAGUUAUGAAUUUAUUGCUUGCCAAGAGGCCAAAAAAGGAGUUCUUGUUCUCAGCGAGUUUGCAGGUGCUGGACAGUCUCUCGGUGCCGGUGCUCUUCUUGUGAAUCCUUGGGAUGUUACAGAAGUUUCUUCUGCCAUUAAAGAAGCUCUAAAUAUGUCAGUUGAAGAAAGGGAAACAAGACAUAGAGUAAAUUUUCAGUACGUGAAAACUUAUUCUGCUAAAAAAUGGGGAGAUGAUUUCAUGAGGGAACUCAAUGAGACUGUCACUGAAUCCGAGAUGCAAAUUGGGAAAACCCCACAUCAGCUUCCACAACAAGAUGUGAUACAACGUUAUUCGAAGUCUAACAAUAGACUGAUAAUCUUGGGUUUCUGUGGAACACUCACUGAGCCAAUGAAUAAAGAAACGAAGGAAACGGAUCUUAAACUAAACCCGGAGCUAAAAGGAACACUGAAAGCAUUGUGCAAUGAUCCAAAAACAACAGUAGUUGUAUUGAGUAGAAGCGGCAGAGACAUAUUAGAUAAAAACUUUGGAGAGUAUAAAAUAUGGUUGGCUGCGGAAAAUGGAAUGUUCUUAAGGCAUACCACUGGAGAAUGGGUUACAAAUGUCCCUGAAAACAUGAACCUCGAUUGGGUCGAUGGUGCAAAGAAUGUUUUCAAGUACUUCACUGAUCGAACCCCAAGAUCGUUCUUAGAGGCAAGCGAGACUUCGCUUGUAUGGAAUUACGAAUAUGCAGAUGCUGAAUUUGGGAGAGCACAAGCAAGAGAUAUGUUGCAAUACUUAUGGUCAGGACCAAUCUCGAAUGCAUCAGUUGAUGUUGUUCGGGGAAAUAAUUCUGUUGAAGUCCAUGCCAUGGGUUUGACUAAGGACGAAGACAUUUACACAUUCUUCGAAUCAGAAACCUUGCCGUCCAAGUUACCUCUUGAAACUAGGUCGAAGUCUUCUGCAAAUAAUCACUCCCUAAAGCAGAAGAGGAAGGUUUUAUUGAACGUUUUUGACCUCAAGGAAGAUAAUUACUUCUCUGCAUCUAUUGGACAAGCUCGCACAGAUGCUCGCUAUGUCAUUGACUCAUCUCACGAUGUUGUGGAUUUUCUCCACAUGCUCACAGUUGGAGUUGCAAUGACAAGAACGACUGGCUCAUUUUCUGAUAGCGAUGCAAACGCAAAUUUGCAACACUCCAAUGGCGGGAAGACCAAGGAGCCAAACUGUGUAGUAUGUUAA